CGCCCUUAUCGAGUGGAAAGCAGACGGAGAGGCUUCUAUAAAGGGGGUUGCCAGGGGCAGUUCUGCACAGACUCGCCAUGAGGUUUUUGGUUGUCCUCGCCUCUGUGCUGCUGGCGGCGCUCGCUCGUCCCAGCACGCACGACUAUCUGCAUGGAGCCCAAGUUCUCCGCGUGCUUCCCGAGACGCCCGCGCAGGUCCACUAUUUGCAGGGUCUUCAGAAUCAGGAUCUCUAUGACUUCUGGACUGAGCCCCAUGGCACUGGUCACCCAGUCGACAUCAUGGCCCAGGCAUUCAGCGUGCCAGUGCUGAAGAAGACCCUUGAACAGAUCGGCCUUGAUUUCACCGUUCAGGUCAGCGACGUAGCCCUUCUGUUGGCCAAGGACAGGGAGGCCAACCAAAAGGCCCGCGCUGCAUCUGGAAAGGCCAUGGACUGGACCUCAUACCAUCGCUAUGAGGAGAUCGAAGCCUGGCUUGAGGAUCUAGCAGCCACAUACCCCGAACUGUGCUCAGUGAAAGACGUGGGAAAAUCCUACGAGGGAAGGACCAUGAAGCUGCUCACCUUGGGCAAAGGAGGAGCUGACAAGCCCGGGAUUUUCAUCGAUGGAGGUAUCCACGCCCGUGAAUGGAUCUCCCCUGCCACAGUGACCUACAUGCUUAACGAACUGGUCACCAACAGCGCCACAUACGAUGAUAUUCUCUCCAAUGUUAACUUCUACAUCAUGCCUUCCAUUAACCCCGAUGGCUACGAGUUCUGUCACACCGACGAUAGGAUUUGGCGUAAGACUCGCUCUGAAAACGGCUCUCCCUUCGGCUGCAAGGGAGUCGACCCGAACAGGAACUGGGGCUUCCAUUGGAAUGAAAACGGAGCCUCUAACAACCCUUGUUCAGAAAUCUUCGCCGGCCCCUCCGCGUUCUCAGAGAUCGAGAUGCAGAACGUCCGAGAUCAGAUCCUCGCUCAGUCGAACCUCGUGGUCUAUCUGACUUUCCAUUCCUACUCUCAGCUGUGGCUUUAUCCCUGGGGCUACACUUCAGCUCUCCCCGAUGACUGGCAGGACUUGGAUACCUUGGCUCACUCGGCCGUGGAUGCUCUUACAGCUGUACACGGAACUAUCUACGAUAUCGGUUCCUCUACUAACGUCCUGUACGCCGCAGCCGGAGGGUCAGACGACUGGGCCAAGGGCGAAGGCGGAGUCAAGUACGCCUAUACAGUGGAGCUCCGUGACACAGGUAACUACGGCUUCGUCCUUCCUCCCGAUCAGAUCAUUCCUACAGGCGAGGAGACGUUCGAAGCUCUCAAAGUGGUAGCGAACUUCGUUAAGGACAACUAUUGAGGGAAUCUUCAGAGGCUCGGAGAUGUGAUUAAGAGACCAAAUAAAAAUUGAGAUUUGUG
This is a messenger RNA of Penaeus chinensis, 1390 nucleotides long. Its product is annotated as carboxypeptidase B-like. Gene Ontology annotation, molecular function: metallocarboxypeptidase activity; zinc ion binding. Lineage: Eukaryota; Metazoa; Arthropoda; Malacostraca; Decapoda; Penaeidae. The coding region runs from base 78 to 1331 and encodes 417 amino acids. The transcript has 9 exons. Gene Ontology annotation, biological process: proteolysis. The record is from RefSeq and is a predicted model, not a curated record.